Coccidioides posadasii C735 delta SOWgp is the source of this 1167-nucleotide messenger RNA. RefSeq lists its product as uncharacterized. Lineage: Eukaryota; Fungi; Ascomycota; Eurotiomycetes; Onygenales; Onygenaceae. Gene Ontology annotation, biological process: phospholipid metabolic process. Gene Ontology annotation, molecular function: phosphatidate phosphatase activity. The record is from RefSeq and is a predicted model, not a curated record.
AUGGGACCAAAAGUCUUCCAUCGAGUACGUUCCUCCAUGAGUUCUACUCGUGACCUACAAGCGCCCUGGGCGAGACCGCUCUCAAAGCGGCUGAUAAUUUCAUAUGUCGUGGACUGGAUAUUCAUAUUGUUCACUGGAGCUUUGGGCCGUAUUGUUAAGGUUGCCGAGCCUAACAGGAGACCAUUUAGUCUCACCGAUCAGAAUAUAUCUUACCCAUUCGCUGUUCAUGAAAGAGUUCCUGUAGCGACUCUUAUGAUGGCCAGCCUUCUUGUGCCGGCUGCCGUGAUCGCUGUUUUCAGCAUGCUUAUUGUCCCAGGUCCGGCAGACAAACGCGCCUUCGGCGCGGAGGCAUGGCGACGGAAAUUCUGGGAGUGGAAUGCAGGAUGGAUGGGCUUGGGUGUGGCGUAUGCUGGCGUGUACGCAGCGACGGAAGCGAUGAAGGUCAUGUUUGGCAAGCCCAGGCCCGACCUACUGGAUAGAUGCGAUCCAGACUUGUCGAAUAUUGCGGCGCACGUCAUCGGAGGCCUGGGUGGUCAGGUUGCUGGUGCCCCUUCGCUCGUGUCUUGGACGAUCUGCAGGAAUACCACGAAAAGGCUCCUGAAAGAUGGAUUUGUGAGCUUCCCAAGCGGCCAUUCUUCGAUGUCCUUUGCUGGUUUGACGUAUCUGUCAUUAUGGCUUUGUGCUAAGCUGGCUAUUACAAUUCCGUUCUUGUCAGUCGCAUCCCUUCAGGAGGUCGAACAGCCAAACCUCAACAAACCCCCUGUGUCGCUUCGAAACCGGGGUGCAGCACCACCGACUGUUCUGGUUCUUUUAGUUUUUGUGCCUAUUGUGGCAGCAACAUAUAUAGCGUCUAGUCGGUGGGCCGAUAGCCGCCAUUUUGCCUUUGACAUCCUCUUCGGUGCUUUGUUAGGCAUCGCCUUUGCAUGGCUCGGGUUUCGCUUGUAUCAUCUCCCGUUAAAUUCAGGGCAAGGGUGGGCAUGGGGUGUGAGGGACAAGAACCGAGCAUUUUUUGGAGACAUAGACCACACGAGUUACGCAGCUGACAGGGCACUUUCAACCACGAGGAAUGCCCGUUCGUUCUCACCGAAUUCCGCUGAGAGAAACAGAGACGAAUUGUUACCCACGCCGGAUGAAAGGCCGAAUGGGAGCUCGACUAAUGGUUACUGA